UCUCUGUUCCGCCCCUACCCUCCAACCUCUUUCUCUUUCUCUCUCUACCUAUAAAUAUAUACAUAUAAAUACACGCUCGUCGCCUCUCUCACAUCCUUCUCCUUCGCCUCGCUCCUAACUCUCUCCAUCUAACCCGCAACUCUCUGCUCGUAUAGACCCUUGGCUGUUGGAAUGGCAUCAACAGCUGGAGCCACAGGAUGGUUGAGGGGGAAAGUGAAAGCUGUUCCAUCUGGUGACAGUUUAGUAAUAAUGGGAAGUACAAAGGCUGAAAUACCCCCGGAAAAGACGAUAACUUUGUCUUCUUUAAUGGCACCAAGAUUGGCACGACGUGGUGGUUUGGAUGAGCCAUUUGCAUGGGAUAGCAGGGAGUUUUUAAGGAAUCUUUGCAUUGGAAAGGAGGUCACGUUCAAAGUUGAUUACACUGUACCAUCCAUAGGGCGAGAGUUUGGCUCUGUUUUCCUUGGAGAUAAGAAUGUCGCGUUGUUGGUUGUUGCUGAAGGCUGGGCAAAGGUAAGAGAUCAGGGUCAGCAGAAGGGAGAAGCUAGCCCCUUCUUACAAGAAUUACUACGCCUCGAAGAGCAGGCUAAACAACAAGGUCUCGGUCGCUGGACUAGGGAGCCUGGUGCUUCUGAGACAUCCAUAAGGAAUUUACCUCCAUCUGCCAUUGGUGAUUCUAGUACCUUUGAUGCAAUGGGACUCUUGGAUGCAAACAAAGGGAAGACAAUGAAAGCUGUGGUUGAGCAGAUUCGUGAUGGAAGCACACUCCGUGUAUAUUUACUUCCAGAUUUCCAAUUUGUCCAAGUUUAUGUUGCUGGAAUUCAGGCUCCUUCCACGGGAAGAAGAGCAACAGCUGAGACUCCUAUUGAAACUGAGAUUACUUCAAGUGAAGCAAAUGGAGAUUCAUCUACUGAGCCCAGUGGACAAUUAACAUCAGCACAGAGACUUGCUGCUUCAACGGCAUCUAUAACUGAAGGUGCACCUGAUCUGUAUGGAAGAGAAGCCAAGCAUUUUACGGAACUUCGUGUUUUAAAUAGAGAUGUAAGAAUUGUUCUGGAGGGUGUUGAUAAAUUUAGCAAUCUGAUUGGCUCAGUCCACUAUUAUGAAGAUGGAUCACUGAAGGACCUCGGCUUGCAGCUCGUGGAACAUGGUUUGGCCAAAUAUGUUGAAUGGAGUGCAAGCAUGCUAGAAGAAGAUGCUAAGAGACAGUUGAAAACUGCAGAACUUGAAGCUAAGAAAAGUCGCUUAAGAAUUUGGACAAAUUACGUACCUCCUGCUACAAAUUCAAAGGCUAUCCAUGAUCAGAAUUUCACAGGAAAGGUGAUUGAGGUUGUAAGUGGAGAUUGCAUUGUUGUAGCUGAUGAUGCGUUGCCAUUUGGAGAUCCAUCUGCUGAGAGAAGAGUUAAUCUCUCAAGUAUUAGGGCUCCCAAAAUCGGGAAUCCUCGUAAAAAUGAAAAACCUGCCCCUUAUGCUAGGGAAGCAAAGGAAUUUUUGAGAACACGCUUGAUUGGGAAACAAGUGAAUGUUUCAAUGGAGUAUUCCAGAAAGGUCAACCUGGUAGAUGGUACUGCUCCUCCUGCUGCUAAUGGUUCAGAUUCAAGGGUCAUGGAUUUUGGAUCUGUGUUCUUAGUGUCCAAGGAUGGAGAGGAUGCUACGCCUGUUCCAUCUGCUGCUGCUGCUGCUUCUAAUCCCCAAAUGGGGUUGAAUCUAGCUGAGCUCUUGGUCGUUCGUGGCUUGGCAACUGUUAUCAGGCAUCGUGAUUUUGAGGAAAGAUCAUACUGUUAUGAUUCUCUUCUCUCUGCUGAAUCACGGGCUAUUGCUGGAAAGAAGGGCAUACACUCUACCAAGCAACCUCCAGCUGUACACAUAACAGACUUAACAACUGCUUCUGUAAAGAAAGCCCGGGAUUUCUUACCUUUCCUGCAAAGGAAUAGAAGGAUGCCCGCUGUCGUUGAAUAUGUUCUUAGUGGUCAUCGAUUUAAACUGUUCAUUCCGAAGGAAACAUGCAGCAUUGCUUUAUCCUUAUCCGGUGUUAGAUGCCCCGGUCGUGGAGAACCUUAUUCCGAUGAAGCCAUUGCCCUUAUGAGGCGGAAGAUAAUGCAGAGGGACGUUGAGAUAGAAAUAGAAAAUGUCGAUAGAACUGGAACUUUCUUGGGCACAUUAUGGGAGUCGAGAACAAAUUGUGCAGUAGCGCUUCUUGAAGCUGGCUUGGCCAGACUAUCUACUUUUGGCUCUAUCCCAGAAGCUCACCUUCUUGCUCAGGCUGAGCUGUCUGCUAAAACGCAGAAACUGAAGAUAUGGGCGAACUAUGUCGAAGGAGAAGAGGUUCCCAGUGGUCCUGUUUCCGAGAGAAAACAAAAAGAAGAGUUGAAGGUGGUUGUUACCGAGGUUCUGGGAGGUGGUAAAUUCUAUAUACAGUCUGUAGAUCAGAAAGUGACAUCUAUCCAGAAGCAGCUUGCAUCUUUAAAUCUUCAAGAGGCACCAGUAAUUGGCUCUUUUAAUCCGAAGAGGGGUGACAUAGUGCUUGCACAGUUCAGUGCUGAUAAUUCAUGGAACCGUGCUAUGAUUGUGAAUGCUCCGCGAGGUGUCGUUGAGUCUCCAAAAGAUGAGUUUGAAGUGUUUUACAUUGAUUACGGGAAUCAAGAAUUCGUUCCGUAUAGCAAUAUGCGCCCUAUUGAUGGGUCAGUGUCAUCUACUCCAGGUGCUGCUCAGCUUUGUAAUCUUGCCUUUCUCAAGGUACCAGGGUUGGAGGAUGAUUAUGGACAAGAGGCUGCAUUUCGACUUAGUGAGCUUCUUCUUAGUUCCAAUAAAGAAUUUAGGGCCGUGAUCGAGGAGAAGGAUACUUCUGGAGGAAAAUCCAAGGGGCAAGGAACAGGGACGGUCCUUAUGGUCACGCUAAUCGAGUCAGAAGCUGAUGGGAUCAGCAUCAAUUCCAUUAUGCUAAAGGAGGGUCUUGCUAGGAUGGAGAAACGGAGGAUUCCGAAGCCUAUUCUGGAUGAGCUGGAAAAAUCUCAAAGUGAAGCACGCCAAAAGAGGCGUGGUAUGUGGGAGUAUGGAGAUGUCGAGUCCGACGAUGAGGAUUCUUUUCCGUCCUUCAGGAAAGCCGCUGGCAAACGUUGAAAAGACGUCAUUACUCGUCUAGAGAGCCAAGGGAGUACAAGAGUCAAGUAGCUUCUUUCAAAUGACUCGCUGUGUGUAAUUUAUUGUGACUUGGGUGUGUGUUGAGAGAAAUUUUGUUUUUCUUUCAUUUUUUAUUUUUUGAACUUAUAGAGAACGUUAUCAUCAUAACAUAAUAAGUUAUAAUAAGUUCGGAGUACGAUGGAGAUCCCAAAAAGGUUAGCGUAACUGUUUAAUCCCUUUAUCUAAGCUGAAGAAUUUUCAUCCGCAUAGUAGAAAGACCUUGACUGCAUUUUCAAUAUUCCUCGUGAUGCCCUAUUCUCAGCUGCUUAUAUGCUCGCCGGUUAAUGUUUCAAUGCCAUCAUCUUUACUUUCCUGCUGAAAAUC
Cuscuta europaea is the source of this 3501-nucleotide messenger RNA. The record is from the annotation of a GenBank genome assembly. NCBI's taxonomy places the organism in Eukaryota, Viridiplantae, Streptophyta, Magnoliopsida, Solanales, Convolvulaceae.